CGACUGCAGCGCCAUAUAUCGGGUAAAGUUGUAAGUUAAGUAUUCAAUUUAUUAUUUCAUAUUAAUAUUUUUUUGCUCUAUGAACCUUCCACAAAGUAUUAGAUUAACCACCGAUAGUCACCGAUGGUCAUCCAUUGUAAUCAAAUGGGAAUUAAUAAAGAAAUAAGUACUUACUCCAAGGACCCGUCAGCAGAUUUAUACAAGUAAAAAUCUUGAAAUAUUAAUCUAACUCUCUCCUUCCCUCUGCCGAAGAACUCGUAGUGGCAAUGCGUAUUCGGUGGAUAUGGAGCUGGGAAGUGUGGUGAAGUUAGAGUGCCGUGUUUUGUGCCAUCGCUGUUAAACUCUUGGUGACAUGAUGAAGCUGGAAGAAUAGAAACGAAAAAUAUAAACAUAUUGCUAAUUUAUUUCACUCAUGGGGAGUCGUGGUGUCUUUAGACACAAUCUGUAAUCUGAACGUGGUGUAUCCGAACGUAUUCUAGAAAUAUGACGUUGACAUUUGACAUACGCCGGCGGGUACAGCGUGCGCAUGCGUGAUAAAAAGUCAAUAGUGAGGCUCAAGUCUUCAUGUUAUUUAAUUAUUAUGAUAUGUGGUGCUAUUAUAUUAUCGACUAAUAUACCAAAUGGUAAAAUAACGUUAUUCGUUUUGGGUAUGUUCUAUUCUUAAUUUUUUUUGUAUUAUAUUUUAAUGUGUGAUUGCUAAUAUAUACGAUUCUGCGACUAAUUCUUCUAACUUCAAAUCUUAUACCAAAUAUUUUCCUUUUGAUAAAAUUUGUAUUAACUUAAACAAAUAAUUGUCGAUUCUGGCAUGACUAUCUACACUUAAAACACAAUUUAAUAUCAGUCUCUCCUUUUCAUUCUAUAUAGCGAAUGACAAGAACUGUUGUACUGUUGUUUAGAAAAUCAUAUAAGACACCUUAGAUUAACUUAGUGAACUUAAGCGAAUUUAUUAAAAUGUUCAAUUUCUAUAUAAUAAAGGACAUCAAAAAUCUGAUAAUACCUAGUUACAAUUUCAAUAUGUGGGCUACAAUUACAUCAGCUAGGUUCAAUUUUAUUACCAUUAUAGUAAUAAUUUCUGUUUUUAUAUGUCAAUGGUUUUUUUUUAUUAUAUAAUUAUUCUCUUAAGAAAAUUAUUCGAUUCCUUUAUGAAUCUUUUACAAUAUCGCAAUUUAUACAAUACCCUGCAACUUACCUUUGUUAAUUAUCAACAAAGCAUGUAGAUUCUCUAAUUCUCUUAUUAUAGACUAGAAAAUCCAACAUUGGUGUCGAUUCUAGCAUGAUUCUCUAAACCUAAACUUAAAUUUGACAGCAGUAUAUCCUUGUCAUUCUCUAUACAGAAUGAAAAGGAGAGACUGAUGUCAAAUUUAGUUUUAAGUUUAGAGAAUCACGCCAGAAUUGGCACCAUUACCUAUAUAUUUUCUUAGAAUAGUAAGUAUCACAAUAGAAGGUUAAUAAAAUUACCAUCUUACUAUCAUCAGUUAUCAUCACAGUUAAAUGUUAUAGAUAACUUAACAGGUAUUGACUAUCCCGUCACUACAACUGUCAAUUAAAGUAAGUAAACAUGAGAUGGCAAAUGGUGGCUGCACCUGCACUUCACUGGGCUAUUCGUGUUUGCUAUCCAUUCAUGACAUUGACAUCAGUCCGCCUUUUUCAUUCUAUAUAAAGUAUGAUAAGGACAGACUCUUGUCAAGUUUACAAACAGCAAUGUAAAGUGGCGGCAAAUGCAGCCAGUCAUUUGUGUGUCUUUAGAUGGUGAUUCAAGUAAAUUAUUAGAAAUGAGUGAUUAUUUUAUAAAUUCCCGGUUUUUGGUUUAUAUGUUUAGUGUCGUAAAUUAUAUUCACUGUUUAUCUAUGCAAUAAAGUGGAAUCAAACAGUCAUGUCGGAGUCUGCACCUUUUUUCGUUGAUCGAGCCAAAACAGGCAGGGCUUCUUGUAAAGGCUGUAAAGGCAACUGCCCUAGUGGCGAACUGCGACUAGCCAAAGUGGUAGCAAGUCCGUAUGGCGAAAACCAACAAAUGAAAUCGUGGCAUCAUGUUGACUGUCUAAUGAAUGCCCUCCUCAAACAACGUCCAACAACGAAGAGAAUCGAUUCGAUUGAUGACAUUGGUAACUGGCAUACUUUGACCAAGGAAGACCAAGAGUUUUUAUUAAAGAAAAUAAAUGAAAUGGAAAAGCUUUAUGCCGAGAAAAACCUUGGCAAAUACACAGCUAAAAUUAUAAAAAAUGAGUCGAUAUCAACAAACACCACAUCAACUGCUUGUUCACCAGAAGGUAAAAGUAAAGAAAGUAAUAAGAAUAUUCAGACUGAUGAUAACUUGUUUAAGACAUUUUUUACUUUAUGUAAAAAGAUAUCUAGAGUUGAUGCAUACACGGAGAAGACUGCAACAGUUAAUAGUUUCUUCAGGAAAGGCACUGAUGGGGACUCCUUUAAAGGUGACCUAGGAUUGUGGUGUAAACUGUUAUUACCACAGGUAACGAAACGAGUUUACAACUUAAAGAGCAAACAGUUGGUGAAACUAUUUUCAAGGGUUUUUAAUACUGAUCAUGAUGAUAUGAUCACGGAUUUAGAGCAAGGAGAUGUUGCGCAGACCAUAAAAAAUUACUUUACAAAAUCUAGAAAUGUAAAACCUGCUUCUGAAAGUACCAUUACUAUACACGAAGUAGAAAAUUUCCUUGAAGAAUUAUCAAAACUAACAAAGGAGGAAGAACAGAUUUACCAAUUCAAACUAAUUGUUAAGAAAUGUACUUUGGAUGACAUAUUGAUGCUUAUAAGGUUAAUUAAAGGUGAUCUCAGAAUUAAUGCUGGACCCAAGCAUAUAUUGGAAGGAGUGCAUCCUGAUGCAUACACUGCUUUUCAAACAUCUAGAGACCUAAACAUGGUUCUUGAUCGGGUCCUAUCAAAUAAUUCUGGUGUCAAACAUAAAGAUGCUGCACAGACCAGUGUACAAGCAAAACUAGUGUUGAUGACACCUGUGCUCCCAAUGCUAGCGGAGGCAUGUAAGUCUGUUGAAAUGGCAAUGAAGAAAUGUCCAAAUGGAAUGUUCUCAGAAAUCAAAUAUGAUGGUGAGCGAGUGCAGGUGCACAAAAGAGGCAGUGAAUUUAAAUAUUUCUCUAGGGCAUUAAAGCCAGUCUUGCCUCACAAAGUGAGUCACUUCAAAGAUUACUUGCCAAAGGCAUUCCCUGAAGCUGUAGAUAUGGUAUUAGAUGCAGAAGUUUUGAUGGUGGAUGUAAACACAGGAAAACCUUUACCGUUUGGUACAUUGGGUAUCCAUAAACAAUCAGCAUUCAAAGAUGCGCAAGUGUGUUUGUAUGUAUUUGAUUGCUUGUACUACAAUGGCAAGGUAUUAAUGGACCUACCCAUAAAAAAGAGAAGGCAAAUACUUCAUGAUCAUAUGAUGGAAGUGAAAAACCAUGUGAUGUUUUCGGAACAGCAGCUGAUACAAAAGCCAGCUGAUUUGGCAAAAAUGAUAGCCAAGGUUUUAACAUUAGGUUUAGAAGGCCUUGUGCUGAAAGAUUUAGAGUCUACAUAUGAGCCAGGCAAAAGACAUUGGCUCAAGGUAAAAAAGGACUAUUUAUUUGAUGGAGCUAUGGCUGAUACUGCGGACCUUGUGGUUUUAGGAGCCUGGUUUGGUACUGGCAAAAAAGGAGGGAUGAUGUCUGUAUUCCUGAUGGGUUGCUUAGACACAAGGAAGAACAAAUGGGUUACUGUGACAAAGGUGCACACAGGCCAUGAUGACAGUACAUUGGAUAGGCUGCAGAAAGAACUGGCACCUUUGAUGGUGAAGAUUUCACAAGAUAGCAAUAAGAUACCCGCCUGGUUGGAUUGUAAUAAGGGAAUGGUACCUGAUUUUAUUGCUGUGGACCCAAAACAACAGCCUGUAUGGGAAAUCACAGGAACUGAAUUGACUAAGGCAGGAUUGCAUACAGCAGAUGGGAUAUCAGUAAGGUUUCCAAGAGUGACAAGGAUAAGAAGUGAUAAAGAUUGGAAAAGUGCUACUAACUUAGAAGAACUCAAGCAUCUAUAUAACACGUCAAAGGAAAAGACUGAUGUCUCACUGUUAAACAAAUUGGCUGAGACUGCAGCAGCUUCUGAAUCUGAUGAGUCUCCUAAAAAGAAGAUAAAGCCGAGUCCUAAGAAUACGAUAGACCAAUACAUUAAUAAAGAUUCAACUCCAAAGAAGAAAACUAAAAUAAAACGGGAAAGAAGCAGUGAUGUUAGUGAUAAUGGCGAUGAAAAAGUAUCAGUUAAGAAAAUUAAGGAAAGUCCUGAAUCAGAUACUUUUGUCAAAAAAGAAAGUAAGCCAAAAAUUAAAAAGCUUAAAAAAGAUGUGGACAGAUCCUUUUCUGCAGAUAAAAGCUUUGAUUCCAGUGAUAAUGACCUAGGUUCUAUUGAAGUUGCUAUCGAGGAUUUAUAUCCAGAAAACCCAUUGCCUGAUGCAUUCAAAGAUAAGAGGCUAGGUUUUUACCCGGAUUUCAUAACUUUCCCAGAGGAAGAAAGAAUGCACUUUGAAAGACAUUGGAUAGCAUAUGGCGGUACGGUGGUCAAGUCUUUAAAACAGUUCGACGUUGACUAUUUGGUACACAAUGAAGAUACUGUAAAACUUAAAAAAGUACAAAGAUUGAAAAGUAAGUUAUCUGAAAAUGUUAAACAUGUUAACAAGUACUGGUUGAUAAAAUGUAUAAAUGAUGUUGAACUAUGCGAUACUGUAAAAUAUCCUGUUCAAAUUGAGCCAUAAUUAAUGAAAGCCGGUCAAGGUUUAGAAACGACCGCAUACGAAGGGUUCCUUACCAUUAUUAAGUUUUACACCUUAGGUAAAUAGUCCGGAAUCGUUCGUAUUUCUAUUAGUUGAUGAUGAUUAGAGAGUGCUCUAAAAGUGCCCAUACUAUGCAAAAUUCCACAAUGCACAUAAACUAACAAAGAUAUAUAUAUAUAGAACAAGUCAAGUUUUAAAUAACAUUUGAAGCUGACGUUAUGGUUAUGGAAACCAAAUUGUGCAUAUAGAAAGAGAACUUCUUUUGACAUAUUAUGAUACAGGUAUAUUUUGUCCCGAACAUAAAAAACAUCUAUAAUAAGUUCAGUGCAUUGUAGAGAUACAGGCAUGUUGAUGAGAAAUAUCAACAUGCCUGUACCUCUACAAUGAAAUGUUUUUUUUUUAUCAUUUUGCGAAUUCAUACACAGUAUUUAUACUAACAGAGGCAGAAUUUUAUGCACUAAAUAUUGUUAAUAUACAUGUAUCACAUGUUAAAAGAAAAUUAUUGCUUUGUCAAGACUUUUUUUAAUACAAAGCUUAUGCUAAAUCUGAUUUAAUACUGAUCUAGGAAAGUCAUAACUUCAUUGAUUAGUUGAUAAAAUAUCAAUUAAAAAACAAUUUUGAUAAAAUUAUAUAAAAGUAGUAUUUACAAUUAUUUUUAUAGGACCAUUUAUCAUUUCUAACAAGACAAGAUCUUUUUUGAUGAAAUGAUACGAAAAUGAUCAAUUUGUCAUACGUCGGUCUUCCUUUCUCCAUCUCCCAUGAAUAUAAAAUUUUUCUUUGCGACUGUAUUUCAAUACAUUUUGUUCCUAGAUAGAAGUUAAAUUACAUGUAUCAUAUGUUAAAAGGAAAUCUCGCGUUGUAUAUGUAACAUUUGGUGUACACUACCAUAACGCCAGCAACAAAGGUUAUUUAAAAGUUUCUUCGUUCUGAAGUUUUGUUUAGUGUGGGCACUAUUUUAUUGCUUAUUGCUAAUUUAUAUAUUUAGUUGCUUAACAAAAAAAAUGUGUACCACGAUAUAAUAGAUCCAUAAAUAUAAUUGUACUAGUGGGCGGCCUUCGGUUCGCUUCGGUGUAGAGCUAUAGUGUAGACUAUAGUUUUUGUUCUCAGGCUUGUAUUAUACACAAUGAAUUUCUUUAUACAUUUUAUUAUUUAACUGAUAGUGAAAUUUUUGUUGCGUUGUCUAGAACCCCUUGUACUGAAUGCACCAUUUUUAGGGUUCCGUAGUCAAAUGGCAAAAAACGGAACCCAUUAUAGAUUCGUCAUGUCCGUCCGUCUGUCCGUUCGUAUGUCACAGCCACAUGUUUCCGAAACUAUAAGAACUACACUGUUGAAACUUGGUAAGUAGAUUUACUCCGUGAACCGCAUUAUGAUUUUCGUACAAAAAUAGAAAAAAAAAAGAAUUUUUUUGGGGUUAUACUUACAACUGAAACUAAAUAAUUUUUUUUUUGAUCAAACCCAUACAUGUGGGAAUCUAUGGAUAGGUCUUAAAAAUGAUAUUGAGGUUUCUAAUAUCAUUUUUUUCUAAACUGAAUAGUUUACGCGAGAGACACUUCCAAAGUGGAAAAAUGUGCCCCCCCCCCCCCCCCUGGAAGUUCUAAAAUAAGAGACUGAUAAAACUAAACAACAUAUAUGAUGUGCAUUACUAUGCAAACUUCCACCGAAAAUUAGUUUGAACGAGAUCUAGUAAGUAGUUUUUCUUUAAUACGUCACAAAUCAAUUAAAAAAAAUACACUAUUAUUAAAACAUCGAUCAAAGUAAGUACGAAUUACAAGAUUUUUUUAUAUUAUGUUACUUGUUGCUACGGAACCUUUCAUGGGCGAGUCCGACUCGCACUUGGCCGAUUUUUUUGGUUGAACGCGCAAAUCUCAGGUACUUAUUAAGGAAGGCUGUAUAAUAUUAUGCUGCGACCAGUAAGAGCGGAGUAUCAAUGUAAAAUGUUGCAAAAAAGGGUAAAAGAUUUCGUUGCGUGAGCUGCGUAAAUGAUUAAAGUGACACAAAAAUCAUGUAUGACGGAGUUGUGCCGCUUUGAAAGUUCUAUAAAAAAGUCCGCGACAGCGUAUGCCGAUCUUUUAAGUUUGACUCACUACAACCUUUUUCCUCAAAUUAAUGCGGGUGAAACCGCAGGAGACCUUUAGUUGUGACAUAACUGUAAUAGUUAGUUAGUUGUUAGCAAUAUGAUAUCCCGGACUUUAUUGCAGAUAUUUAUGUUCUCUAUAAAACUUUACCAGAUCACUUUGCUCUAUUAUUAAUGAUUUCCGCAGCGUAAGCGAUAUAAGGUAUAUUUUUCACACCCUAGGUUACAUUAUCAAAUUUUUCAUACGGAACCCUAACUUUUUUGAAAAUACUCCAUAUAUACAAGCCUAUGUUCAUCAGGGAUAAUGUAGGAUCCUAAAUGUGUAUGAACUUUUGAAAUCAGUCCAGUAGUUUCGGAACCUAUUCAAGAAAAAAAACAAUCAAAUCUUUCCUCUAUAUAAUAUUAUAUUUUAUAUAGUAUAGAAUACCUACUUGUAAUUUGUCAAUUGGUAAUAAAAACGUAAACUUUUUUUCCAUAUAAACUAUCUAAAGUCCUUCGUGUCCGCUAUUAGUAAGCAUGUUAUAAUGGAAAUGGAAUGGAACCAAAUCAAGUUUUUUAUUAAAAUCAUGUUUUCAUUUUAUAAAUGUACUAUAUCUACAAUGAAUCACUUUGUUAAAGGGUUUUGUGAUAUUGUGUCAAAAAGAUUAGAUUUAUUGAAUGAUAUCUGUAAAUUGUUUGUUAAUAAACGUAUUUUUGUAUUUACCUAAUUAUUUUCAUUUUAGUUAUCACAACACUUUGCUUUGCAUUAAUUCUGGUCACGCACGAACCCGUUCGAUUUCACAUUUAAAGAAAAAGAACAACUGAAACCUUUGCUGAAACUUUUAAAUAUCUCUCAAUUGUAAUAAGGUGAUUGGACUAUGGAAGGUCACUCUAACGAAUAAACAGUUUUUAUUUUUUUAAUUUACUGGAUAAAUUAAAGGAAUAAAUUAUUAAUCAACACUGUGUUUUAUUGUGUAACAUAUAAAUUACUUAUUUUUAUUCUAAAUGUCAUCACUAACAAAUAUUUAUUAAACUUAACUUUUAUUAAGCUCUUCCAAACGGCCCUUCUAGGAACAGGUCUCUAUUCAAGGCCAAUAUUAUAAAUCAGUUGUUCAACUUAAAACUAGAAAUGUAAUUAACGAAAUAUACGCUUUUACUAAAACUACAUAAAAAGCUUUUUCAUUUAAACGAAACAUUAAAUCAAAUCAAACUCAACGAAUAUUCC
Messenger RNA from Chilo suppressalis (striped riceborer), 8028 nucleotides. Lineage: Eukaryota; Metazoa; Arthropoda; Insecta; Lepidoptera; Crambidae. The record is from the annotation of a GenBank genome assembly.